CUUGUGAGGAAAACCAGUUGGGGCAUUUUUUUCUUCGCCUUGCUACAUCUGGUAGUAGUAUCCGUCAGUGGCCAUAUGUAAUUUAACCUCAUUCAUUCACUUUAGACGCACUUUUUGUUAAGACCAAGCUAAGGUUUUUUGGAUUGAAAAGCUGCGUGUUCCUCUCCGCUCCGCCAUCCUCUUGGACGUUUAUCAGUGUAUGCCUCGGUGACUGUCCGUUGCAGGCUGGGUGUUGACAGCAUAGCACAAUGAUCGAGCGACCAGAAACUGCGGUUCCCAGCAUCGCUCAGCGGAACCUGGAGGGCUAUGUGGGCUUCGCCAAUCUGCCCAACCAGGUGUAUCGGAAGUCAGUCAAAAGAGGGUUUGAGUUCACAUUAAUGGUUGUAGGUGAAUCUGGUCUCGGUAAAUCGACACUCAUCAACUCUCUGUUCCUGACUGACCUGUACUCCAAGGACUACCCUGGGCCCUCCCAGCGCAUCAAGAAGACUGUGCAGGUGGAGCAGUCCAAAGUGCUGAUUAAGGAAGGAGGGGUCCAACUGACACUCACCAUUGUCGACACACCAGGGUUCGGAGAUGCAGUGGACAACAGCAACUGUUGGCAGCCAGUCAUAAACUACAUUGACAGUAAGUGUGAGGACUUCCUGAACGCGGAGUCGAGGGUGAACCGCAGGUCCAUGCCAGACAACAGAGUCCACUGCUGCCUGUACUUCAUAGCGCCCUCUGGACACGGUCUGAAGCCGCUUGACAUUGAGUUCAUGAAGAGACUCCAUGACAAAGUCAACGUCAUCCCUCUUAUCGCAAAAGCCGACACUCUGACCCCGGAGGAGUGCCAGCUUUUUAAAAAACAGAUAAUGAAAGAGAUACAGGAGCACAAAAUUAAAAUUUAUGAGUUCCCAGACACGGAGGAUGACGAGGACAACAAACUCAUCCGAAAGAUCAAGGAGAAGAUGCCACUGGCGGUGGUCGGUAGCAACGUGGUAAUUGAGGUGAACGGCAAGAAGGUCAGAGGUCGGCAGUAUCCGUGGGGCGUGGCAGAAGUGGAAAAUGGGGAGCACUGCGACUUCACUGUGCUUCGCAACAUGUUGAUCAGGACCCAUAUGCAGGAUCUAAAGGAUGUCACCAACAAUGUCCACUACGAGAAUUACCGCAGUAAGAAACUCGCUGCCGUCACCUGUAAUGGAGUGGACACCUCCAAGACCAAGGGACAGCUCACUAAGAGUCCCUUGGCACAGAUGGAGGAGGAGCGCAGGGAGCACGUGAUGAAAAUGAAGAAGAUGGAGGCAGAAAUGGAACAAGUCUUUGAAAUGAAGGUUAAGGAGAAGAAGCAGAAACUGAAGGACUCGGAGGCUGAGCUGGAGCGACGCCACGAGCAGAUGAAAAGGAACUUGGAGGCGCAGUACAAAGAGCUGGAGGAGAAGAGACGAGUGUUUGAGGAAGAAAAGUCCAACUGGGAGGCUCAGCAGAGAAUCCUCGAGCAGCAGAAACUGGACGCCUCCAAGACGAUGGAAAAGAACAAGAAGAAAGGAAAAAUCUUUUGAAGAGAGACACCACACGUUCCUUCAGUUUUACAUAAACUCAUUUUUUUCUUCAUACCCUACGAAGUUCACAUGUGCCGUGGCGCUCCAAACAUACACAGACACAAACAGAUAUAACAGCACAUUGUACAACAUUUCCUUUGUGUUACAUUCAACAUGCACCCUGUGUGACAUGGACUCCAUUUACACAUACACACAUGCAAAUGCCCACGACAGCCCACGUGCUUGUCUCUCUGCAGGGUUAUACUGAGUCUGUGGAAAUCUUUUCUUUUCAUGGGGAUCGCAUGUUUUGUGAAAUUCUAUUUUCCUAUAUUUCCUGACAAAGAGGAGAAGCCAGAGUUCCUCUGAGCUACAUAAGGAGUUAACACAUGGCAGGGACCAUGCAUAGCCAUUUGUACACAUGUAGUAGUUGUAUGUUCUCUACAUAUUCCAUAGAUAUGCAGAUAGAUGUACUAUUCCUCUCCUUGAUGCUCGUUCUUUUAUUGUUCUCCAACAUUUAACACAAGUGUAUACACAUUAACAUACUGAGUCAUAAAGACCUCAUUGAGAGUGUGUAAGAACAAGGAGGAGUGUAUAUGAGGGAAGGCAAAAGAAUCAGGUUACAGCUGACAAGGGAAGAAGUCAGGUGGGAUUAAGGCCCAGUCACAUUAGAAAGUGUCUUAUGUGGUUAGUAUACAUGGUUCUGCAAGCUGGGUUACACAGUCAGGGCCAGUUAAUAACUUCUGUAACUGGGGAGCUAAUUGCUAACAUGCUUUCCAGCUGGGAACAUGCUAGAGCUAUUUCGUCACAGUAGCUUUUUUACCUUUCCGCUUUCACAGUACUGGGCUAUUUACUUCUCCCUCGCUUUUCACUCUCAGGAUUGUGCAUCAUUUUAUUCCAUAAAGAGUUACUGAAGGUAGAAUAAGCAAAUUCAUUGCCUUUUUCUUCAUAGCUGUAAUAGAUCAUUUCUCUUUUCAAGAACAUAAGGAGAUAAACUAAGAUUGAACAAUGCAACACAGCUACCAAGCCAGCCUAAGUGAUUGGUGUGAAAAAUUCUCCCUCAUAAGUCAAUCCGCUGAUGAAAACUUUGCCAUUGUGCAGGUGUGACUGGGCCUUUAAACAGGAUUUACAGUGCAAUGGCAAAGUAUGGGGUGUGUUAUGAGCAGGUGUGUUUUAUUUAAUGCUGUGUUUGAGGUCAAAGACACUGUCUGAUCUGAGCCAGACAGACAGGACAAGGGAGAUAAGAAGUUUGUGUGUAACAGCUACAAUAUUGUCAUUGCAGUGUGUUUCCUAUUUAGAAAGAGGGCAAUAUGCAAAUGCCUCAUUGGUGUGUGCAACUUUACAGGUUAUGGUGAUUACAAAGAUGUUUUAUAUUGUGAUGUAAGUGAUGGAUGUUGUCAUAGACUUGAACCCUGAAGUCCAGCUUUCUCUGACUUCUUUUCCCCUUUGUCGCAUAACCUGUAAAGGGAUAGUUCAUCAAAAAGUUGAAAUGUUCCUUUAACCUUCCGUUCUCCCUGGACUCCUCAGAAAGUCAACUGUGUGGAGAAGUUUGACCCUUUCAAUGACAAUUAUUAUGUAACUAUUCUCUUAAACAGAAUAUGUGAAGGUCUGAGUCAGAAAUCAGUGAAGUACGACACAUUUGGACCUUUAUUAUACCUUUCCAAGAGUUGUCAUGAUUUAUUUUGAUAUGAUGAUGAUGCUAUAUGUACAGUUAAAGAGUGACUCCUUAAAUCCCUUGUAGUUUUUCUUCAGUGACUCAGAUUAAUUUUAGUAGUUUUUCAGUCAUCAUGAUGCAUUUAAAGCAAAUGCUAAAGGGAGAAAAUCUUACACCUUUAACACAUAAGAUAUUAUCUGUAUGGGCUUGUUCAGGAUGGAAAUGCGUAUAUUGUGUACAUACUGCAGGCUGCUCAGAGGCCUUUUUUUCUUGAGUUUUUUUAGUUUUUUUCAGACUAUUAUAUGACAGGAAUAACAACAGAACCUGAUAUGUAAAACUUGUCUUAUGAAUCCAUGAAUACAUUUCCAGACAUUUAUACACACACACGUAUAUACUGAAUACAUCUAUGCCAAUGAGUAAACCUUCUCAGGACCGUUCUGUUAUGCUACAUUUUCUCUUAAGUCCAGAGAAAAGCGAUUCUGUGGUCCAACAAGUCAAUAAAAGUGACUGAAUAUUCUUUGCGAUGCUUGUGAACCACUCACCCUUCCAGUAACACCAAGUUCAAAUAGACAUAAGUUUAGGUGGGGUUUGUUUUGUAAUAUUUUCUUUUUUAUAUAUAUGUACACUGUUUUCUGCUUCUCUACUUUGUUUUAUUAUGUGUUCUGUCUCUAACCGUAAAUGGUUAAUAUUAAAGUUGACAAGGUUAUGCUUUAACUCCCAA
Scatophagus argus is the source of this 3889-nucleotide messenger RNA. RefSeq names its product septin-7-like. Gene Ontology annotation, molecular function: GTPase activity; molecular adaptor activity; GTP binding. Gene Ontology annotation, cellular component: cell division site; septin complex; septin ring. The coding region runs from base 249 to 1538 and encodes 429 amino acids. The record is from RefSeq and is a predicted model, not a curated record. Gene Ontology annotation, biological process: cilium assembly; cytoskeleton-dependent cytokinesis. NCBI's taxonomy places the organism in Eukaryota, Metazoa, Chordata, Actinopteri, Scatophagidae. The transcript is spliced from 13 exons.